AUGGCUGACAGAUACUCCUUUUCUCUAACAACCUUCUCCCCAAGUGGGAAAUUGGGUCAAAUCGACUAUGCAUUGACUGCAGUUAAACAAGGUGUUACAUCGCUUGGUAUCAAGGCUACCAAUGGUGUAGUAAUUGCAACUGAAAAGAAGUCCUCUUCCCCACUUGCGUUGACAGAAACAUUAUCAAAAAUUGAAUUAAUUACCCCAGAUAUCGGUGCGGUAUAUUCAGGUAUGGGUCCAGAUUAUAGAGUUUUAAUUGAUAAAUCCAGAAAAGUUGCUCAUACAAAUUAUAAAAGAAUAUACAACGAAUAUCCUCCAACCAAAUUACUAGUCUCCGAAAUUGCUGAAAUUAUGCAAGAAGCUACACAAUCUGGUGGUGUUAGACCAUUCGGUGUAUCACUCCUGGUGGCUGGUUUUGAUGACCAUAAAGGUUUCUCACUUUAUCAAGUUGAUCCAUCAGGUUCUUAUUUCCCAUGGAAGGCUACUGCUAUAGGGAAAGGUUCUACUGCAGCAAAGACAUUUUUAGAAAAAAGAUGGAAUGAUGAAUUAGAAUUAGAGGAUGCUAUUCAUAUUGCCCUAUUGACGCUAAAAGAAUCAAUCGAAGGUGAAUUUAACGGUGAUACAAUAGAAAUUGCUAUAGUGGGUGAUACUAAUGACGACCUUUUGGGCUACACUGGUGUUCCAAAGGAUAAGGGCCCUAGAUUUAGGAAACUGACUUCUCAAGAGAUUAAUGACAGACUUGAAGCUUUAUAA
Messenger RNA from Maudiozyma saulgeensis, 753 nucleotides. The record is from the annotation of a GenBank genome assembly. NCBI's taxonomy places the organism in Eukaryota, Fungi, Ascomycota, Saccharomycetes, Saccharomycetales, Saccharomycetaceae.